AUGGAAGAGUCUCCGUCACACUCCACCGCCGGAUGUCUCGAGCGAGAGAGUCGCGGGUGUAGGAGCACGAGUGCGGUGACGCCGAAAGAUCCGCAAACAGUGGGGGGAUUCGGGAAUAUGCCGGAGAGAGUGUACGACGCACCGCCAAGAGUCUCGUCAUUUUUCAUUGAGGACUUGCUUCGCUCCAGCAAGAAGGAUGACAAAAAGACUACCACUGAGAGCAGACGCGUCUGCACAGACCGGAGUAUUUAUGACCACGCAAGUAGAAGGCACUGCUACCAAGUUCAAAGCCAAGAGCAAAAUCUCGGGUCAUGUUUGACAGUGGACGCACACAUAUCUAAGUGGCAUGGAUCACCACAUUGUAGCGACCUAAGAUGCACCAAGAGCCCAGUGGGUCACACAGAGAUCUCCAGCCACCAGUGCAAUGUGUCAGAAAACCGAAAUUCGUCGUUUGUGUCCGAAGAAACUGAGGAUCACGAGGAAAACGAGGGAUGUAGAGAGAGUCUUGGCGACGAGAAAGACGACGACAACGACUUACACUCCCCAGGCAUCGCACGAGCAGACGAAGAGGGCUCCGGAGGGAAGUCGGGCCGCAAGAAAAAAACCCGCACGGUGUUCAGCCGGAGUCAGGUGUUUCAGCUGGAGUCCACGUUCGAUGUGAAACGUUACCUGAGCAGCGCUGAGCGCGCGGGGCUGGCGACCUCCCUCCACCUGACCGAGACGCAGGUAAAGAUUUGGUUCCAGAAUCGGCGGAACAAAUGGAAGAGACAAGUCGCGGCCGACAUCGAGGCUGCUAACCUAUGCUACUCGACCCAGAGAGUAGUCAGGGUGCCGAUCCUGUAUCACGAACACCCGGGCCCUGUCGCGCUCAGCCUGCGCUCAGCACAGGCAUCUCCGCCUUUGGUUAGAUUUCCCGGCAGUGUGAAUUAUUCCCUCUCCUCCCUCACACCUCCCUUCCCGUUUGUAAGGUCACAGAUGACAGGUCUCGUGUGACGCCACAGAGCCAAAAUGGACACACAUAAUGUGUUUAUCAUACUGAGUGUCGAACUAAGUGCAA
Molecule: messenger RNA, 1057 nt
Organism: Sardina pilchardus (European sardine)
Lineage: Eukaryota; Metazoa; Chordata; Actinopteri; Clupeiformes; Clupeidae
Product: homeobox protein HMX3-like
Exons: 2
Coding region: 1-993 (330 amino acids)
Biological process (GO): regulation of transcription by RNA polymerase II
Cellular component (GO): nucleus
Molecular function (GO): RNA polymerase II transcription regulatory region sequence-specific DNA binding; DNA-binding transcription factor activity, RNA polymerase II-specific
Source: RefSeq, a predicted model, not a curated record